Molecule: messenger RNA, 1010 nt
Organism: Salvia hispanica
Lineage: Eukaryota; Viridiplantae; Streptophyta; Magnoliopsida; Lamiales; Lamiaceae
Product: Late embryogenesis abundant (LEA) hydroxyproline-rich glycoprotein family
Biological process (GO): defense response to other organism
Cellular component (GO): plasma membrane; plasmodesma
Source: RefSeq, a predicted model, not a curated record
CUCACUAAAACAUCUCCUACUUCUCCCUCCCUCUCUUGAAACCAUGGCCGAGGAAUCACCACCACCACCACCCCACGGCCACCCCACCGCCAAAAUGGCCGACGAAAAGCCCCACCACAAGCAAAAACAACCGCCCUACCCCCCGAAAGACCCCCGCCGCGCCCUCUGCGCCGCUGCCGCCAUCCUCCUCCUCCUCCUGGGCUCCGCCGCCCUCGCCCUCUACCUCAUCUACCGCCCCCACCGCCCCAAGUUCCGCGUCCUCAGCGCCGCCGCCUACCAGCUCAACACCUCCUCCCCGCCCUUCGUCACCGCCACCGCCCAGUUCACCGUCGCCGCCACCAACCCCAGCCGCCGCGCCGCCAUCCUCUACGACCCCCUCUCCGCCUACGUCUCCUACCGCGGCCGCGCCAUCACCCCCGCCGCCUCGCUGCCGCCGCUCCUGCAGGAGCCCCGCAGCACGGUGGCGCUGUCGCCGCUGCUGGGCGGCGCCGCCGUGCCGGUGGAGGCGGAGCUGGCGAACGCGCUGGCGAUGGACGAGGCGUACGGGGUGGUCGAGCUGAGGCUCGUGAUGGCCGGGAAGAUGAGGUACAAGGCCGGGGCGCUCCGGAGCCGGCGCCGCGGGGUUUCCAUCGCUUGUGACUUGCUCAUCAGUUUGAAGAAUGGCUUCGUCGGAAAACUCACUCUUCUUGGAUCGCCGCCGUGCAAAGUCUACCUUUGAUUGAUUUCCAUUUUUGUAAUGUUUUUUUUUUGUAUUUUUAAUUAUCACAAGUGUAAUAAUUAAUCGAACAAAAUGUCGUUACUAUCUCGAAUGUUAGAUUUUACGGGGCUAAGUACUCUCUCAUUUUUACGGGACAGAUAUAUACUCAUUCUGUCUCAGUUUAGGAGUGCAAUUUAGUUAGGGCACGAGUUUUAAGAAAUUUUUUGAGUAUGUAAUAAUUGAAGUGAGUUAGUGGUUGCCGAAGUAUGUAGUAAUUGAAGUGAAGUAGUGAAAAGUGGGAUCUUUAUUACUU